AUCUGAUUAUGAUUCGCGAAUUGUUUAAUAUAGAUAUCCUGGAGAAAGUGUCCGCUACAAUGAUAUCGAUCGGAUGCUACUCACGUAUUAUGCCAAUUGCUUCCGUGGUAUAUAGCUCCCCACAGAAUUUCUUGGCGUCGUAAUACCAUCGUGAUUUUCACCGACGAUAAUACUGUGCUUCUAUUAUUCGAAUAUCACAUUGGCAAAUAAUUUGUGUAAUUUUCCAUAAUGUUGAAAUACGCUAUUGUCGUCAGUGCAUUGUGUUACCUCGUCAUAGCUGAGCCACCAAUUCAAGAUGUAAAGCCAAACGUAAUAGGAAGUUCCGAACAACAUACCUCUUUCAGUUUUAUCCGACCGGGAUUAACGCAAACAUCGUUCGCAUUCAACGGACCAAGCUCCCAUCAAUCUUUCGCAUCUAGCAUCGGCAAUCCUCAGCUGGCGCAAAAAGUUUUGCCAAGUUUAGCACAUAUCCUUGCCUACAGAAAUCCUGGCUUAGGAUAUUAUCCACUUGGUUCUAUCGCAAAUGGAGCGAUUCCGCAACAACCGACUUUUGCAGCAUCCGCACCAUUAGCUUAUCAGGCCGUUGCAGAUCCCGCUACUGUAUUAGCGUAUCCGCAACAAUUACAACAACCUCAAGCAUAUUUGCAUGCAUAUCAACCGAAUACUGUUUACCAGUCGCAAUUAGCGCAAUUGCUUGCUCUUAGACAGGCGCAGCUCGCGCAAACUCAACAAGGUCAAUUACAAACGGUUCAGCCAGAGCAGGUGCCUGAACAGAUUCAGUUACAACAGCGACAAGAGCAGCAACCGGAACGGCAGCAAAAUUUGUUAGGACUCGCUUAUUCGUCUGCCCCAUCAGUGGCACAUGUAAAGGUUUCUGGGAAUGGAUACAAGUUCAAUUUCUAAUGCUUCUAAUGAUAUAUUUAUUGCCACAUAUUGUAUAUAAUAUUCUUGCUAUAACAGAAAUAAUUCUUAUAUUUAUAUAAUUUCUAAAACAUAUAUAAUGCAAAACAUAUAAUCGCACUAUUAUAUUUAUUCCAAAUAGAUAUUAUAAAUAAGAAAACUGAUACUUUGCAUACUUAA
Camponotus floridanus (Florida carpenter ant) is the source of this 1080-nucleotide messenger RNA. RefSeq lists its product as uncharacterized. NCBI's taxonomy places the organism in Eukaryota, Metazoa, Arthropoda, Insecta, Hymenoptera, Formicidae. The record is from RefSeq and is a predicted model, not a curated record. The transcript is spliced from 4 exons. Bases 229 to 903 code for a protein of 224 amino acids.